AUGACUUGCCCUGGGAAACGCCUUCUCGUGUGCUUGGAUGGCACAUGGGUCAAUAGCGACGAAGGGUAUAAUCGUCCAACAUCAAGUGAUCACAACUACUCUCUCCAGGUACCUUCCAAUGUGACUCGACUUUAUCGGGCCCUCAGGAAGACUGGCUUGGACGGCAUGAGCCAGAUCGUGUAUUAUCAUGCUGGUGUGGGUACCUCCGGAUCGUUUCUAGAUGAGCUUGCUGGAGGAAUCUUUGGGGCGGGCGUGGAUGAGAACAUUCGAGAGGCCUACAGUUUCAUUGCAACAAAUUAUGAACCAGGAGAUGAGAUUUUUCUCAUUGGGUUCUCCCGCGGAGCAUUCACGGCGCGCAGUGUUGCUGGGUUGAUUGCACAGAUCGGACUUCUCAAUUCCAGAGGGAUGGAAUAUCUUUAUCCUAUAUUCAAAGAUGCGGAAAACAUCAGAAAUCCUGACUACAAGGAUAAAUUCCCCACAGUACCAUUUGCCAACAAACCUCAUAGUCGACAAGAAUACAAGCUUCGGCUUGAGGAUGAAGGCCUCACGCGCCUCUAUGACCCGGAUGGCUAUGCCAUUAAAGUUCGCUGCGUUGCAGUCUUUGAUACUGUAACGCUGACACUCCACACAUGCAAAUGGUAUGACACCUCGCUCUCAAACACAGUUGAGCAUGCCUUUCAAGCACUUGCAUUGGACGAGGUGCGCACCUCAUUUGCGCCCGCCAUCUGGGAACGUCCACGUGGUGUCUAUACCGACCUACGGCAGGUCUGGUUCUGUGGCGCUCAUUCAAAUGUAGGUGGGGGCCUUCCUGAUCAAGAGCUUGCCAAUGUGACUAUGGCAUGGAUGAUGGACCAGCUGGCCGACUUGGGGGUUGCCUUCGAGGAGAACACGAUCGACAAAAUUUUCGAAGAAAGUGUCAUUUAUUAUUACAAUCAAGUCUCACACGGACAACGAAAAGAGAGCAGCUCCAACAGCAAAAGAUGGGAACAGUGGGCUGAAGAGUCGAUCUACGAGGAACACAAGCCUGUCAGACCCUGGGGCCUGGGUGAGAUGGUUCAACCAGCGACUGGAAUUUACAAACUAGCCGGUAAGACCACGCGCACCCCGGGAAUGUAUCAUCGCAUCGACCCAGAGACUUCUUACCCCACUCGCGAAUUCUUGGAAAGCACGAAUGAGCGUAUACAUCGAUCUGUGCGAAUUCGACUCGGUCUGGAAGGGCUGAGUUAUGACGACGUCGGUCUAUACAAGUGUCGUGCUUUGUUAAAAAAAGGGCCCUGGCUUCUAGAAAAAGUGCGCCUUCGAUCGCGCCGUGAAGUCUAUGGUCACGAUAGAGGGGGUUAUGACGACGAAGUGCGGACCGAACAAUCGAGUCAAGACUACCGUUGGGCCUGGGUCUAUGAUGGGCCUCCCGAGGAGGCACCUCCCAGAGAUCUCAUGCUGGAAGAGACGCUGGGUCCAUAUGAGAAGAGACUUCUGAGUUUGAAUAAAGGUAUUCACAUAGUUCCUUCUGGUGGCUUUUACAUGCUAACCUUGAGGGGACCAUUGCGACUACUACAGGUCGACAGUUCUAUAGAUCGAUCUUGCGAGAAAAUCGGAGACCAUAGCACCGGCAUCUUACCCUACGCCUGUGGAAACUCAUGA
Molecule: messenger RNA, 1641 nt
Organism: Penicillium oxalicum
Lineage: Eukaryota; Fungi; Ascomycota; Eurotiomycetes; Eurotiales; Aspergillaceae
Product: T6SS phospholipase effector Tle1-like catalytic domain-containing protein
Exons: 5
Coding region: 1-1641 (546 amino acids)
Source: RefSeq, a predicted model, not a curated record